Messenger RNA from Caenorhabditis remanei, 711 nucleotides. RefSeq lists its product as uncharacterized. Bases 1 to 711 code for a protein of 236 amino acids. The transcript has 4 exons. The record is from RefSeq and is a predicted model, not a curated record. Lineage: Eukaryota; Metazoa; Nematoda; Chromadorea; Rhabditida; Rhabditidae.
AUGUCAAGUGGUGUCGUUACCAUUGGAGCUAAGCGGAGCAUCGGAAAUUCUCUAUCACCAUCGAGUCCAAAACGCUUGAACUUGAUCGAAAUGAUGCAAGUCAACAUUCCCGAGGUUGCUCAGCCAUACAGAGAUUCCAAUUUCAUUCUCACGCCCCCAUACUCUGUCAUUGGUGAUCUCCAUUUCUCAAUUGAUGUUCCUCGACUCCCGGAUCGCGUUCCAGCACCACCACCAAUACCAGCUGCCGAUAUAGCUUUCAAUGGAGUCCACUAUGCACCACCUCCACCACCCAUUUUCAAUCAGCCAAACAUGAUUCCCACCAAAAAAUAUCUGGAAAUGAUGAAGUUGCUGAUCAUUUCGUUGGGAUCACCAACAUUCACUGGUGUUUUGGCGAGAAUUGAAGGGAAUUUGCAAGUUGUUCCGGCAUGCUUGAUGUGUCAAGAAUGGAAGAUCACGGAUUCAUUGAAAUGCAUCCUCUACAUGAUCCGCAAUCAAUCAUAUCUCCCACCAUUUCCUGUCCAAGGCUCACUGACAGCGAAGAACAUCAAAAUCGCACUCCACGCUUUGUCAUUCAUGCUGGAGUCACCGGACAUGAACAAGUUCCGAGCUGACCUUCAAAAAGAAAUUGAUGUCGAUAUUGGUCUCCACAAGAUCAACCCCAAAAAACUCAACGCUGCGUUCCACUACGCCAUCGAAUCGAUUGUCAUUUGA